This is a messenger RNA of Candidozyma duobushaemuli, 1449 nucleotides long. RefSeq lists its product as uncharacterized. Gene Ontology annotation, cellular component: RQC complex. The record is from RefSeq and is a predicted model, not a curated record. NCBI's taxonomy places the organism in Eukaryota, Fungi, Ascomycota, Pichiomycetes, Serinales, Metschnikowiaceae. The transcript has 2 exons. Gene Ontology annotation, biological process: ribosome-associated ubiquitin-dependent protein catabolic process; rescue of stalled cytosolic ribosome. Bases 1 to 1449 code for a protein of 482 amino acids.
AUGUCGAUUUCACCUGAGGUGUUAGCACAGUUCAGAAAGAUAGCAAGACUCACACGAGGAUGGGGAGGCAGAGACCGCAGAGGCGUUCCAGGAACAUCGAGGAAACUUUUACUCACAACAAUCAAGGAUGAUUACCUCCCUACGGCACAAAAGCAGCUAAAUAUGGAGGAGCUUACGACUGAUGACGUUGUAGAGACCCUAAGAUACAAAGAGGAGGAAGAAGGCUACGAUUUCCUUAGCAAUAAGGUCAAAGCCCAAGCAAAGCUCGGAAUUCGUCAUUUCAAAUUUACGAAGGUGCCUUCUGUCUCGGAUAGAGUGGCCAAUUCUAAAUUCUAUGCGUCAGUGGUAAUGACGCCUGACCCAGAUGCAUUGAUUCAAUUGAUCCAGCAGCACCCAUAUCAUGUUGAGACGCUUCUACAAGUAUCCAUGGUUUUCCUAAGACAGGGGAACAACAAGGCAAUGAGCAAUGCCUUGGUAGAGAAAUGCCUCUUUGUCUUUGACCGCUCCUUUAACAAGAGAUUCCAUGAAAUGCUUCAAGACGGUAAGUCUGAGCUCAUAAGGCUUCCUUACGAGACAUUCAUGAACAGACAGUUCUAUCUUUGCAUCUUCCGUAUCAUCACUGGAAUGGCAGAGCGCUCAACCUUCUUUACAGCGUUGAACUACUGUAAACUCCUUUGGGGAUUCAGCCCUGCCGAAGAUCCCAUCGGAGCUCGUUACUUCAUUGACCAUUACGCCAUAUUAUCUGAGGAAUACGACUGGCUCGUGAAGGUCGCCAACAGCCCACUUAUCACAACCUAUGCUCAAUGGUACACACCAGGUAUUGCAUUCUCAGAGGUUCUCGCAUUGCUCCACUUAAAUAAGACCGAGGAAGCCAGGCUGAGGUUGGAAGAGGCGUUCACCGCACAUACAUAUUGCGCAUACCACCUUUUAGAAACUAUUGGCUUGUCCUCGAAACCACCUACCUCGUUGAAGGACAUUUACCAGGACGACUAUGUUGUGCUCGCAAGUGAGACAUACCUUGUGAGAGCACCAUUACUAUGGAAGGAUCAGCUGCAUAGACAGUUCCUUCAUGACGAGCUCACAAAAUUGUUCUCGACGUUCAAGCUGCAAACGACUGGAUCGUGGUUGGGCAAGUUCUUCUCGAAGGAGCCAAAACCAAUUGCUCUUCCAAUAAAUCUCGUCCGGUUUGCAAUUCUCUCCGGUGAAAACAAGGUGCUUGCCAAAGUCCCAGAAUCUGUUUUCGACCGAGAUGAUGAUGCUUCUGCCGCCUAUGACGUAUUCACCGGAGUCGAUAAUACCACUGGUGUUACAGACGCAUUACCCAAUUACAUUGACCACAACAUCAUUUCAGCAAUUGUGCAAAACCGAACCGGCGCCGAGUUUGACGAGCUUUUGGAUAGGUUGCAAUUGCAAGAGGUGGAGGAGGGUCAAGUGCCCGCGGAAGAGUAG